AUGAGCACCAGCCAGCCGAUCGUGAAGCCCUUCAUCUACCUUCGUAUUCCAAGCGAGGACGCGAGGCCGGUGGAAGAGCUGCACUUCAAUGGCCACAACGAGGCUGAGCUGCGACACACCCUGACGCGGUGCUUUCGCCAGUCGCUUCUGUCGGACGACCAGAAGAAGGACAUGGCGCGUCACUUGGCCGACAAAGCCAGCGAGAGCGCAAAGAAGCACGCGGUGAAGGGGAACGGCGAUGCCAGCGCCGCUGGCAGCGGCGCGGAGCCGCCGGUAGACGUGGAGCAGCAGCAGGCGGCCAUGAUUGAUCAGUAUCUGGAGCAGGCCUCCUACGAGAUCAUUCCUGUCACCAUGCCGAUGCGCAGCACGCAGUACAUCGGGACCUCGCUUUACAUCGACGACAGCGGUGCUUUCAAGGAUCUGCCCCUGAACUACCGCGCCAGCAAGCUGGCACAGCGCGAAAUUCGCGGGGAUGCGUUUCUGUUGUCAAACCAUGACGACCCCGCGCUAGAUGAGUGGGGUCGAGUCGACUGCCCCCUGCAGCGUUAUGAGGAGCUUUACGCGAACCCGCCGCAGAUCGCUUAUGACCCGUCCAACCAAGCCCAGAUGACGCAAGCCGCCAUGCUGCGGGAGACCGAGACGAAGAAGAUCAGCUUGGAGGACUAUGAGAAGGCGCAGAAGGCAAAGGAGGACGGAAAUCGACUCUUCGCCGCCAAUGAUUUGCCUGCAGCUGUGCAGGCCUACAGCAUGACAGUCGACUUGACUGAUGGGCGGCGAGAUUUGCUGCCGAAUGAGGAGGCCGCUACGCAGCUGCGCCUCUCUGCAUUGCUGAACCGAUGCCUGUGCUUCACGCGACUUAAGAAGUUCCCAGAGGCGGUCAGGGACGCGCAGGCCGCUGCCUACCUGGACCCAAAGUCGAUGAAAGCGUACUACCGUCUCACGUACGCGCUUUGCGGAGCGCAGGAGUACGAGGCAGCGGCGCAGGCGUGCGAAAAGUACGCCCAGCUCGGCGGCGCGGAGGAGGACGUGACGGCGAUGCGAACGGCCGUCGCAGCGGGUGAGACGGAGGUGAAGAAGGCACAGAAGCAGAUUUUCUCCAAGAUGUUCCGCUCGUAG
This is a messenger RNA of Leishmania major strain Friedlin, 1116 nucleotides long. RefSeq lists its product as hypothetical. The transcript has a single exon. Gene Ontology annotation, molecular function: protein binding. Bases 1 to 1116 code for a protein of 371 amino acids. The record is from RefSeq and is a predicted model, not a curated record. Lineage: Eukaryota; Euglenozoa; Kinetoplastea; Trypanosomatida; Trypanosomatidae.